UACAGAAAAGCAGCUGAUCAUUGUGAUGAGACUAACUGGCAUUGGAAUCUUCUGCUGAUUGAUUGCGAUGGAAUCACUCAUUUGCCGGCUGCUGUUCUUUAUCCUGAUCGUUCAUCAUGUAUCAUCUGCAGAUCAACACACAGUGUUUCGAUCCCGGCAGCGGGCAAAUGUGCUACUGCUGCGCUCCAGACGGGCAAAUGCAUUUCUGCUGGAGGAAAUUCUACAGGGGAAUCUGGAGCGCGAGUGCUUUGAGGAAAGAUGCAAUAAAGAAGAGGCCAGAGAAUACUUUGAGAACGACCAGAAGACAAAUGAUUUCUGGACCAAAUACUAUGAUGGAGAUCAGUGCCAAUCAAACCCAUGAAAACAUGGCGGCACAUGCAGGGAUGGGAUCGGUGGUUACACAUGCACAUGUGCAGAGAUGUACAGUUGGCACCAACUGUCAAACUG
Messenger RNA from Cyprinus carpio (common carp), 447 nucleotides. Its product is annotated as coagulation factor X-like. The record is from RefSeq and is a predicted model, not a curated record. NCBI's taxonomy places the organism in Eukaryota, Metazoa, Chordata, Actinopteri, Cypriniformes, Cyprinidae. The coding region runs from base 68 to 361 and encodes 97 amino acids. Gene Ontology annotation, cellular component: extracellular region. Gene Ontology annotation, molecular function: calcium ion binding. The transcript is spliced from 4 exons.